Molecule: messenger RNA, 2094 nt
Organism: Plasmopara halstedii
Lineage: Eukaryota; Oomycota; Peronosporomycetes; Peronosporales; Peronosporaceae
Product: mitochondrial intermediate
Exons: 5
Coding region: 1-2094 (697 amino acids)
Biological process (GO): peptide metabolic process; proteolysis
Cellular component (GO): mitochondrion
Molecular function (GO): metalloendopeptidase activity
Source: RefSeq, a predicted model, not a curated record
AUGCAAGUAGUUCGUAGACGCCAGCUCGUGCGCAACACGAGGCUUCUGUCCGUUCGAGGGACUUCAACUCGUUUCAAAAGCGUCUCAGCAGCUGCAAGUGUUGAUUUGAACUCUAGAGCUAAGCCAGGACUCUUUCAACUGCCGAAUCUGCAUGCUCCAUCUGACUUUCUGACACUCACCCAUGACGUGAAGCUGCAGUGUCAUGAAUUACGACAGAAGCUAGUAAAAUCACCGCCAGGACUGCAGACGCUACGAACGCUGGACGACAUUUCCAAUGCUAUUUGCUCAGUCAUUGACGCUGCGGAACUUUGCCGUAAUGUCCAUCCUAACGAAAACUUUCGUCAAGCAGCGAGCGAGUGUUUUACUGAUCUCUCGGAUUUCAUUCAGAAUCUAAAUGCUGAUACAAAUUUAUACCAGUCACUCAAAUCUGUGACGGAGAAUACAAUCACAAUGAAUAGCUUUACACCAGAACAGCGACGAAUGGGUAUUCUCCUGCGUCAAGAGUUUGAGCGCGAUGGUAUCCAUUUAUCACGAUCAGAUCGUAAACGAGCGAUAUCACUACAGAAUGAUAUUACACAAUUGAGUAUGCAGUUUCAGUCAACCAUGUUGAGUGCUAGAGAUUACGUCGAUGUACCAGCAAAAUUUAUUCGCGGCUUGCCUCAUAGCAUCACUUCUGUGUGCGAACGAAAAUGGAUGAGUCCUGACACAUUACGAGUUCCCACAGAUACGCACGUCAUGAACACAAUUUUAAAAUGGGUCAGUGCACCAGAAAUCCGACGGAAAAUGUACAUUGCCGCCAAUACUUGUGCAAAAGACAAUCUUUUGGUUUUAGAUAAGCUUCGAGAGAAACGUCAUGAACUGGCCCAGCUUUUAGGCUUUGCAUCUUACGCUCACUUUGCAACAAGUGAUCGUAUGAUAACAUCUUUAGAGGAUGUCAAAAAUUUUAUUGAUGGCAUUGCGAAGCAACUUAUGUCGAAGGCAAAAGCAGAGCGCCAGCUUUUAUUAAAUGCGAAACGAAAGCAUGAAGGCCAAUCUGUCGAUCAAUUAUACAUGUGGGAUGUGCCCUACUAUACGGGCAUACUUAAAGCUCAGAUGCAUCUCAUCGACUCGCGUGUCAUCUCUGCUUACUUUCCACUUGAGAACUGUAUAAAGGGACUGCGUUUGGUGUGCUCUGCACUAUUUGACUUAGAAUUGAAGCAAAUACCAAUGCUCAAUGCGAGUGAAAGUUGGCAUGAGGAUGUGGUGAAACUUGCUUUGAUUGGAAAGGGUGAAAUACUAGGAUACAUAUACUUCGAUUUGUAUCCACGAGCGAACAAAUAUAACCAUGCUGCGCAUUUUACUAUUCGUUGUGGCAAACGUCUGAGUGAGACGUCAUACCAGAAACCGAUCGUAGCCCUCGUUUGUAAUUUUAGUAAGGACAGCCCGUCGUUAUUGACACAUGCUGAAGUCGAGACGCUCUUUCACGAAUUUGGACAUGCUAUGCAUUCUCUGCUGUCUCACUCUGAGUUUCAGCACCUUUCAGGUACACGUGCAAUGUUGGACUUUGUUGAGACUCCGUCGCACUUGUUCGAGUAUUUCGCAUGGGAUUAUCAAGUAGUAAGCGAGUUUGCUCGCCACCACGAAACAGACGCUCCGUUACCUGCUGCAAUGAUGCAAGGACUGCGUGCGUCCAAGAGAAUGUUUGCAGCAAUGGAUACACAAACGCAGUGUCUGUACUCAAUGCUAGAUCUUCAGCUCUUUGGUGAGCAGCCUUUGCCGUGUACUCCUCCUACAACCACUCAAAUGUUGCAACAAUUACAGAAUUCAAGCACGCUUGUGCCUCACGUAUGUGGAACGUCUUGGCAUACGCGCUUUGGACAUCUCAUUGGUUACGGUGCUGGUUACUACAGCUAUCUGUAUGCACGUGUAUUUGCUUCAGAUAUUUGGCAUACCUGCUUUGUCGGAUCGAAAGGUCCGUUGAAUCGCGAAGCAGGCGAAAAGUUGUACAAGAAAUUGAUGAUACAUGGUGGUGCAAAGGAUCCCAACGAACUUUUGUUAGAUAUGCUAGGUCGAAAGCCUUCUCCAGCAAAUUACCUACAAGAAUUGGGAGUUUAA